GGGGCCGGGCCACGAUGCUGCUGGACGCGGGGGCGCAGUACCCGGGGCUGGGCGUGGGGUCCUUCGGCUCCUCCCGCCACCACGGGCCGGGGGAGGCGGCGUCGGAGCGGGAGGCGGCGGCGCUGGGCCUCAACCCCUUCGCCGACGGCAUGGGCGCCUUCAAGCUCAACGCGGGCGGCCACGAGCUGGGCCCGGGGGGCCAGGCGGCCUUCGCGGCGCAGCCGGCGCCUCCUCCUCCUCCUCCACCUCCUCCUCCGCCCCCGGGCUACUCGGCGGCGGCGGCGGCGGCGGCGGCGGCCCUGGGCCACCCGCACCCGCACCCGCACCCGCACCCGCACCCCGGCCACGUCGGGUCGUACUCCAGCGCGGCCGCCUUCAACUCCACCCGCGACUUUCUCUUCCGCAACCGGGGCUUCGGGGAGGCGGCGGCGGCGGCGGCGGCGGCGGCCAGCGCCCAGCACAGCCUCUUCGCCUCGGCGGCGGCGGCGGCGGCGGCGGGGGGCUUCUCGGCCGCCCACGGCCCCCACGGGCCCCACGGGCCCCACGGCCCCGACGCCGCGGCCGCCGCCGCCGCCGCCGCCGCCGGGCAUCUCCUCUUCCCGGCCCUGCACGAACCGGCGGCCGGACACGCGUCGCCCGGGGUGGUCAACGGGCCCAUGCGGCUGGGCUUCUCCGGGGACGUCUACGGCCGGGCCGAGCAGUACGGCCAGGUGGCCAGCCCCAGGUCCGACCCCUACGGGUCCGGACAGCUGCACGGCUACGGCCCGGUCAACGUGAACAUGGCAGCCCACCCGGCCGCCGGCGCCUUCUUCCGCUACAUGCGGCAGCCCAUCAAGCAGGAGCUCAUCUGCAAGUGGGUCGAGCCCGACCAGCUGGCCAGCCCCAAGAAGGCGUGCAACAAAACUUUCAGCACCAUGCACGAGCUGGUCACCCACGUCACGGUGGAGCACGUCGGGGGGCCCGAGCAGAGCAACCACAUCUGCUUCUGGGAGGAGUGCCCGCGCGAGGGCAAGCCCUUCAAAGCCAAAUACAAACUGGUCAACCACAUCCGCGUCCACACCGGGGAGAAGCCCUUCCCCUGCCCCUUCCCCGGCUGCGGCAAGGUCUUCGCCCGCUCCGAGAACCUCAAGAUCCACAAAAGGACGCACACGGGUGAAAAACCCUUUAAGUGUGAAUUCGAGGGCUGCGACCGGCGCUUCGCAAACAGCAGCGAUCGCAAAAAGCACAUGCAUGUGCACACUUCGGACAAACCUUACCUCUGCAAAAUGUGCGACAAGUCCUACACCCACCCCAGCUCGCUCCGCAAACACAUGAAGGUCCACGAAUCCUCGACCCAGGGCUCCCAGCCGUCUCCGGCCGCCAGUUCGGGCUACGAGUCGUCCACCCCACCCACCAUCGUGUCCCCGUCCACGGACACGCAGACCGCCAGCUCCCUGUCCCCGGCCUCCUCCGCCGUCCAUCACACGUCCGGACACAGCGCGCUCUCGUCCAAUUUUAACGAAUGGUAUGUGUGAAAGCAGACCCCCCCAUCAGCCCCGCCGAAACAAAGCCCCAUUUAAAAGACUCCUCAGAAAUAUCAUGAACGCUGAGAAUCGAAAUCGCCAAAAAAAAAAAAACCCAACCCAACACAAACCCAACAAAAAACAAAACACGACCCACCCACACCCACUCACACAUACACCCCCCCCCAUCCAAACAAAGAGCACUCGCAAAACCCUACCGCCGUAAUCUUAAUUUCGAGGGGGUUUUUCUAGCAAAGGCUGUCGCUUUAGACCCAGGACCGAAUGCAGUGAAGCAUCAAACGUUUUUUGUUUUUUUGGCAGAGGCUUGGUAGACAAGCUGUGCCGCCUCUGUGCUCUGACUGAACCCGGCUGCUCGGCGGCGGCCUGUUUUUUUUUUUUUUUUUGGUUGUAAAUACAGAAUUACUAGUUGAACCCUGUACUGUUGAAUCCUGUAAAUAGUUAUAUCCCAGUUGAAGGGAGGUGGGGUGGGGGGGAGGGGAGGGGGUUCUGUGGAAUCGUGGUCUUGGCAUUUAUGUGGGGGGAGGGGGGCGGAGGGCAAAGGGUGGAGGGAGGAGACAGAAAUUCAACUAUUUGUACUGAAUGGCAAGAAUGUUCUAGUAAAUGUGUACCAAAAUGUGAAUUCCUUUGUAUGAUGACAGUCUAAACGUCAACCUAACAGAAUAUUAUUGGUAUUAAUGUGCUUUUUUUGUAUAAAGUGCAAACAUUUCGUCCCACCGUCCAGUCUGAAUAGUGCAGUAAAAUGUUGUUACACGUCCUGUCAAGAAUUCGUAUAGUACAAGCCUGGAUCUGCGUGUCAAACUGUUACAUUUGUUUAUGUAAAGUGAUAUUAAAAAAAAAGAUAUAAACUAUAUCUGUCCGUUGCUUUUGGCAAAUACAACGACAUAAUGUAUAUAAUUCCUAAUUUCCAUAUUUAUCCGCAUGUAAAGGGCCGGUUAUACAUGUUACAGAUAUUCAAUAUUUAUGGAUAGAAGGGUUCGUAUGUAAAAUUUAGUUUACAGAACUGUUUGGUAACAUUUCGUACCUUAUUAAAGAUUCUUAAAAUCCCAUUAA
Ornithorhynchus anatinus (platypus) is the source of this 2573-nucleotide messenger RNA. RefSeq names its product Zic family member 1 (gene ZIC1). Gene Ontology annotation, biological process: regulation of transcription by RNA polymerase II; central nervous system development. Bases 15 to 1514 code for a protein of 499 amino acids. The transcript is spliced from 3 exons. The record is from RefSeq and is a predicted model, not a curated record. Gene Ontology annotation, cellular component: nucleus. Lineage: Eukaryota; Metazoa; Chordata; Mammalia; Monotremata; Ornithorhynchidae. Gene Ontology annotation, molecular function: DNA-binding transcription factor activity, RNA polymerase II-specific; RNA polymerase II cis-regulatory region sequence-specific DNA binding.